UGUGCGUGGGUGUGCGCAGGCGCUCGGAGGGGCGGGGCUUUGUAGAACCCGGAAUCAUAAAGUGUUUGAGUGUUACACGUGAUUGCAGACAAAAACAAUGAAGGCGAUCGUUCAAAGAGUUACAGCGGCAAGCGUAAUAGUUGGGGAGGAACAGAUCAGUUCCAUAGGCAGAGGACUCUGCGUCUUAUUUGGCAUCUCAGUGGUGGACACGCAGAAGGAUGUUGACUACAUGGUACGUAAGAUUCUUAACUUGCAUCUGUUUGAGGAUGAGAACGGCCGUGCCUGGAGCAGCAGCGUGAUGGACCGAGAGCUGGAGGUGCUGUGUGUGAGUCAGUUCACUCUGCAGUGUAUCCUCAAGGGAAAUAAGCCUGAUUUCCACUCUGCCAUGCCGGCUGAACUGGCCCAGCCCUUCUACAACAACAUGCUGGAGCAGCUGAGGGAAGCCUAUAAACCAGAACUCAUCAAAGAUGGGCAGUUUGGUGCAAAAAUGCAGGUACACAUUCAAAACGAUGGCCCUGUGACCAUUCAUCUGGAGUCUCCUGCUGGCCCUACAGACCCUAAACUGCUGUCUAAACAAGAGAAGCAACAGCAGCGGAAAGAAAAAACAAGGUCAAAGGGCCCUUCGGAGUCCAGCAGAGAAAAGGCAGCGCUGCGCUCGAAAGCAGCUCCCAGCGCCAGCAGCGGAGCAGAGGGAGAUGUGUCCUCUGAACGGGAAUCAUAGAGUACUUCACUGUGAACUUACAACCACAGUCAUUCCUCUAGUGUCUUAUUUAUCAUAAUUCAAUGAUUGAAUGAAUCAAGCUCCAGGGGUUAUUCUUUGGAGACUGACACCAAAUAGCACAGUUUGCUCAUUGUAUUUCUUUGUUUUUGUUUUGUUUUUUUAAAGGUUUUUUUCAACUUGCAGAUGAGUCCAGCUUCCAGUGGAAUGCUGCUGUCUUCAGGGAUGUCUCUCAGUGCAGCUCAUAACGCUUAUUACAGUCCCUGUCGAAUGUCUAGUUUGUAAGUUAACACAAGAACAAGUGGCAGCUCCACAGUUACCAGUUAAAAAAGACUCGGGCACAUGUCAGUGGUAUUUUACCACCACUUUAAACACAAUAUCUGAAUAUUUGCCAUGCUAUCUAAUUUAUUUAAAUGUAUUCAUCUCUGUGAUGUGUUUUAAUAAAAAAGGAAAGGAAAAAUGCA
Messenger RNA from Carassius gibelio (silver crucian carp), 1182 nucleotides. Its product is annotated as D-aminoacyl-tRNA deacylase 1-like. Bases 98 to 721 code for a protein of 207 amino acids. NCBI's taxonomy places the organism in Eukaryota, Metazoa, Chordata, Actinopteri, Cypriniformes, Cyprinidae. Gene Ontology annotation, biological process: tRNA metabolic process. Gene Ontology annotation, molecular function: D-tyrosyl-tRNA(Tyr) deacylase activity. The record is from RefSeq and is a predicted model, not a curated record. Gene Ontology annotation, cellular component: cytoplasm. The transcript is spliced from 5 exons.